Vigna umbellata (rice bean) is the source of this 3768-nucleotide messenger RNA. Its product is annotated as kinesin-like protein KIN-4A. Gene Ontology annotation, molecular function: ATP binding; microtubule motor activity; microtubule binding. NCBI's taxonomy places the organism in Eukaryota, Viridiplantae, Streptophyta, Magnoliopsida, Fabales, Fabaceae. The record is from RefSeq and is a predicted model, not a curated record. Gene Ontology annotation, cellular component: microtubule associated complex. Gene Ontology annotation, biological process: mitotic spindle organization; microtubule-based movement; spindle elongation.
UGGGAAAGAAGGUGAGAAAAGGUUGAAAGCACGCGACCACAAUGCAGUGAAGGUGAAGGGAAAAUGAUGGUGGUUGUUGUUCUUACAGAUGCCUGGCGCGGCUCGCUUAUGAGACCCUUUCGUUUCCACAACUACCCUUUUUCCCACACGCCCUCUCUCUCCACUUCUAAUUAUAUUGCUUUCUCUCUCUAACAUUGUCGGAGAACACACUCUCUUUUUUUCUCUCUCUCUCAAUCUCUCUCUCUCUUCUUCACACUUUCUUUCUCGAGCAACUGAAUUCGUCUCCGAUUCGCUCUCCUCUGCGUCUCUCUGUUACAACGCUGCUUCCCCAUGGAAGCAGGGGAAGAUUGCUGCGUUAAGGUCGCGGUCCAUGUUCGGCCACUCAUCGCCGAUGAGAAGCUUCAAGGAUGCAAAGAUUGCGUCACCGUCGUUUCUGGGAAGCCGCAGGUACAAAUUGGUGCUCACUCCUUUACAUUUGAUCACGUUUAUGGAAGCACUGGUUCUCCCUCAAGUGCCAUGUUUGAAGAAUGUGUUGCUCCCCUUGUUGAUGGUUUGUUUCAAGGAUAUAACGCUACUGUUCUCGCUUAUGGUCAGACAGGUUCUGGGAAAACGUACACCAUGGGAACUGGCUUUAAAGAUGGUUGCCAAACAGGAAUAAUACCUCAAGUUAUGAACGUUUUGUUUAGCAAAAUUGGGACCCUAAAGCACCAGAUUGAUUUUCAGUUGCAUGUGUCUUUUAUUGAGAUUCUUAAAGAAGAAGUAAGAGACUUGUUGGACCCCUCGUCCAUGAACAAACCAGAAACUGCAAAUGGACAUUCAGGAAAAAUUACCUCUCCUGGGAAGCCACCAAUACAAAUUCGUGAGACAUCAAAUGGUGUCAUCACCCUUGCAGGAUCCACUGAAGUCAGUGUUACAACACUAAAGGAAAUGGCUGCUUGCCUGGAACAGGGAUCAUUGAGCAGGGCAACUGGGAGCACAAAUAUGAACAACCAAUCCAGUCGAUCUCAUGCCAUCUUCACCAUCACCCUAGAACAAAUGCGAAAGCUGAAUAGUCCUGGUGAGAGUGGUUUAAAUGAUACCAUGAAUGAAGAGUAUCUUUGUGCCAAGUUACACUUAGUAGAUCUUGCUGGAUCAGAACGAGCUAAAAGAACAGGGUCUGAUGGUCUGCGUUUUAAGGAAGGAGUUCACAUUAACAAAGGCCUUCUAGCCCUUGGCAAUGUUAUUAGUGCACUUGGUGAUGAAAAGAAGCGAAAGGAAGGUGUUCAUGUUCCUUAUAGGGAUAGUAAGCUUACUAGGCUUUUGCAGGAUUCACUAGGAGGUAACAGCAGAACUGUCAUGAUUGCUUGUAUAAGUCCUGCUGAUAUUAAUGCUGAGGAAACCCUUAACACUUUGAAGUACGCAAAUCGUGCACGCAAUAUCCAAAAUAAGCCUGUUAUCAAUAGAGACCCCAUGUCCAAUGAGAUGCUAAAAAUGCGACAACAGCUAGAGUAUUUGCAGGCAGAACUUUGUGCUCGAGCUGGUGGCUCUUCUGAGGAAGUUCAGGUCCUUAAGGAAAGAAUUGCUUGGCUUGAAGCUGCUAAUGAAGAUCUUUGCCGUGAACUUCAUGAAUACCGUAGUAGAUGUUCUAUUGCAGAACCAGGUGAAAGGGAAGCUUAUGAUGGUAACACAUACAUUGUGAAGACUGAUGCAAUUAAGAGGAGCUUACCUAUCAUAGAAGCUGAGUAUCCAAUGAGUGAAACAGUGGCAGGUGAUUCUAGGGAAAUAGAAGAAGUAGCAAAAGAGUGGGAGCACACACUUCUGCAGAAUAGUAUGGAUAGAGAGUUACAUGAAUUGAAUAAACGCUUGCAACAGAAAGAGUCCGAGAUGAAGCUUUUUGGAAUAUCUGAUGCCGAAGUACUCAAGCAGCAUUUUGGUAGAAAGAUAACGGAAUUGGAAGAUGAGAAGAGAGUAGUGCAGCGAGAGAGAGAUUGUCUUUUGGCAGAAGUUGAAAAUCUCGCUGCCAAUUCUGAUGGACAAACACAGAAAUUAGAGGAUAUUCACGCCCAAAAAUUGAAAGCACUUGAAGCACAGAUUAUGGAUCUGAAGAAGAAGCAAGAGAGUCAGGUCCAGCUUCUGAAGCAAAAGCAAAAAAGUGAUGAAGCAGCAAAGAGACUGCAAGAUGAAAUACAGUGUAUAAAGGCUCAAAAGGUUCAAUUGCAGCAAAGGAUAAAACAAGAAUCAGAACAGUUUCGGCAGUGGAAGGCUUCAAGAGAGAAAGAGUUAUUGCAAUUAAAGAAGGAGGGAAGAAGAAAUGAGUAUGAAAGACACAAGCUGCAAGCUUUAAAUCAGCGGCAGAAAUUGGUUCUUCAGAGAAAAACUGAAGAAGCUGCGAUGGCUACCAAGAGGUUAAAGGAGUUGUUAGAAGCACGUAAAACUUCAGGCCGAGAGACUUCAGUUACAACGAAUGGAAGUGGAACAAAUGGUCAGAGCAAUGAGAAGUCUUUACAACGGUGGCUUGAUCAUGAGCUAGAAGUUAUGGUAAAGGAGCACGAAGUCCGUUUUGAGUAUGAGAAACAGAGCCAAGUGCGAGCUGCCCUUGCAGAUGAAUUAGCCAUGCUGAAGCAAGUAAAUGAGUUUGCUGCAAAGGGUCUCAGUCCUCCAAGAAAGAAUGGAUUUGCCAGGGCAUCCUCCAUGUCACCAAAUGCAAGAAUGGCCAGAAUAGCUUCCCUUGAGAACAUGCUGAGUAUAUUAUCUAAUUCACUUGUUGCAAUGGCUUCUCAACUUUCUGAGGCAGAAGAACGAGAAAGAGCCUUCUCUAAUCGUGGACGCUGGAAUCAAUUGCGUUCAAUGGGAGAAGCGAAGAAUUUGCUUCAAUAUAUGUUUAAUUCUGUUGCAGAUGCUAGGUGCCAACUCUGGGAGAAGGACAUGGAGAUCAGGGAAAUGAAAGAUCAAAUAAAAGAACUCGUUGGUCUCUUACGGCAAAGUGAGAUGAAGAGAAAAGAAAUUGAGAAGGAACUAAAAGUGAGAGAACAAGCUAAUGGAAGCACACUGGCUACACCACCUUCGGGUGACUCCCCUAAUCCAUUGAAACAACAAGCUGAAGACAUGAAAGGGCCUUUAUCUCCAAUGUCUAUGCCAGUGCCUAAACAGCUAAAAUACACGCCAGGGGUUGCCAAUGGGUUGGUGAGGGAAUCGGCAGCAUUUGUAGAUCAGGGUAGAAAGAUGAUACCCAUCGGACACCUGUCAAUGAAAAAACUAGCAAUGGUAGGACAAGCUUCUGGAAAGUUAUGGAGGUGGAAAAGAAGUCAUCACCAGUGGCUGCUACAAUUCAAGUGGAAAUGGCAGAAACCAUGGAGACUUUCAGAAUGGAUACGACAUAGUGAUGAGACGAUCAUGAGAACAAAACCACGCUCACAGGCUUUGCCACGUAUCAGGUGAUCUGUUUUAUGAUCAGCCUAUUCAUGUGGCUCGGUAUUUUUCGAACCACAAGAAUUAUCCUAGACACAUGGCAUUGGAAAUAACAGAGCACUAGGUACAGUGUAAUAUAAUUGGUUGCUGAAGCAAUGUAUAUACCUGCCAGUCUUGAAUAAUGCUGUCCAGAUCUUGGAAAUUUUGCCAUAAUUUUUCACAUAUGGAUGAUCUUGGAGGUAUGUUGCAAUGUAAUGUUUGGACAUUGUUACCCAAAUAAUGAAAAACGAAGAUGUCGCUUGCUUGAAGACAAUCGUAGAUUCUGGACAGACAAACUAUCUUGGAAAAUAGUCUGUUCAUACUAACAGUACAAGAAACAAA